Daphnia pulex (common water flea) is the source of this 2146-nucleotide messenger RNA. Its product is annotated as ionotropic receptor 93a-like. Gene Ontology annotation, molecular function: ligand-gated monoatomic ion channel activity. The record is from RefSeq and is a predicted model, not a curated record. Gene Ontology annotation, cellular component: membrane. NCBI's taxonomy places the organism in Eukaryota, Metazoa, Arthropoda, Branchiopoda, Diplostraca, Daphniidae. Bases 333 to 1772 code for a protein of 479 amino acids. The transcript has 9 exons.
GAUGCCUGUUCAAUCUCUUGUCAAAACUAGACAUGAGACACAGACUAGCCAAAACUUUUCUGCUCUAUCUCUCUCUCUUAAUCGGAAAGUACUUAAGAGAAUCGAACUUGUUUUUCCUGUUAUAGUUGCGCUGAGCUCCUUUGACAACAGCUGCCCAGAAACAACUUCUUCGGCACGUUAACUUGAAAGAAAAUAAUCCAAGUAUUAAUAUCGGAACCUUUUGAUUCGUUCUAUUUCUACUUUCAAUAGCGUUUUAUUUGUUAUUUUAAGGUAUAAACUAAUCACGAUAUUUUAGAUAAAAGAUUUCGUGAACCCCGCUUUCCUCAGUCACCAUGUCAUCACCCAUACUGAAAUCUGCGAUUAUUCUGCUAAUGCUGACUCGAAUUUACGAUUGUACAACUUAUGUUGAUGAUUUUGAAAUCCAAGGCAACAAUUUACGAGGAGGUUAUGGUACCGAUAACCAAACAUUACUCCGCGUCGUAAUGCUUCAUCUUCCUCCGGUAUUUAAUGUUGUAAGAAACUCCAGUAACCAUAUCAUCAAACUUGGAGGAGUUGCCGUUCCAGUUCUUCUAUGGCUCUCUCGCACUAUGAAUUUCAAAUUUGAAAUUAUGCCAGACAACAUAUACAGCGUCGAGAAUAAUGCUGCCGGAAAAGGUCUUAUGAGCUAUAUCCUUGAAGGGAGAGCCGAAAUAUUAUUAGGAGGGGUCGUUGCAACAUACAGCCGUUUCCAGAAACUCAACUUCCCUUAUCCAUUUGUUAUCGGUCAAUUUGGUCUUGUCAUUCCGAUGCCGAGUUCAGAAGUGGACGUCAAUGCUGUUUGGAAGCCAUUCCAGGGACAGAUCUGGAUCUUUUUGGUGGCUUCGAUGACGGCAACCAUGCUCUGCCUAUACGGCAUCAGCCAUUUCAUUUCGGAAUUCAUGAAGAAUUCAGAAAGGAGGAACAAUCAAGCUCAUUUAGGCAAACUUUUUGAAGAUAUUGGCGGAGCCUUUCAGUAUGUAUUUGGAGUUAUUUUAUCUCAGGGUCUGCUAGCUCAAGGUGGAACGAGCCGCGAUCAAAGGUUGACCAUUCGCGUUCUGGCCGGCACUUGGUGCGUCGCUUGUUUCGUUCUGGUGACGGCUUACAGUAGCGUCCUCAUCUCAUUUGUAACGUCACCUAAUUACAAGCCGUUAAUUCGAUCCGUUUACGACAUACCCAAAAACUCUAAAAUCAAAAUCACUGUCAACCGAGGAUGGUCUCCAGAUCUUCUUUUUUCGAAUGCAGACGAAGGCAUUUUCAAAUAUUUGGGAGAUCAGCUAAGAAAGGAACCCGACUUACGUUGCAGCGUUACUGAGGAAUGUUUGGAGCGAGUACGAAAAGGAUCCAGCGCUUAUGUCCAAGAAUAUAGAACCGUGAAGACAAACAUCGGCUUGGAUUUGAAGAAAACUGGCAAAUGUGAUUUUACAAUCGCAAAGGAACUCUUCUUUAGCUUUGGGGCCGGCCUGGCAGUUGCGAAGAAUGUGGACAUUGAACCUUACACCCGAGGAUUGUUAAAGGCUCACGAAGCUGGAUUCGUCGAUUUCUGGUUCAAACGAAAUAUGGUCGAUGCGUCCCGUUGUCUGAAUCCGAUGCGGGAUGUGGCCUCAAACAAACAGCGAGUGACACUUGCUGGUUUAAGCGGAGCCUUUGUCGCCCUGGCCUUUGGACUCGCAUUGUCCGUGUUAUGCUUUUGCGGUGAAGUAAUUAUCAAGAUUAUUUCAUCAUCACUCAAUAAAAGAGUGGUUCACUCCUGUUAACCAAUGUUUCAUGCAUAAUUCAAUUUCAGUUCAUCUGUAUGCGAUGAAAAUGACAUAUAACAAGCACGCACAUUAUAUACUCUCUUAUUCUUUCACAGAUCCCCAUAUUAAAGCACUACGCAGACAGAAUAAUUGUCUGCGCUUAUUUUGGGGUUCACUUGUAUCCUAAAUAUAUCUAAUAUCUAGAGUCAAUGUCUGUUAAAAACCGCCACCAUUUUCAACUUUAUAUAGCAUUUUUGGUGGAAGCCAAAUCCUAUAAUGCACUAAAUUAUUGUUCGUUCUUUACAAAAUAUACAAAUUGUUGUUACCGAUUAUUGCAACCGUCAAGCACCAUCACAUACAGCUGUUGCUAAUAAAUGUAUAUCACUGGAAAA